AUGUCACUGUACGGUCCUGGUGUGAUUAAUUCUUUAUCAUACAAUAAUCAUAGCAGAGAAAAUCGAAUAUCUACGGACAGUUCCAUUAAUGUGCGAAACUUCCAUGUGCCGCCGACCAAACCUGAAAAAACUUCGUUCCAAUUAAGAAUAUGUACAACUAAACGAUUGGUACGAAGCACAGUUUUACUGUCUACAAAUUCCACAGAUACUCUUCAACAGUUAAAAUGGACAAUUAUAGACGAACGUAGUUUACACCUAACACCUGAUGAGAUCAGUCUGUGGUCAUUAAAUGACAAAUAUGAAUGGAAGCGUUUAGAUGAAAUAAAUAAUAAAUAUGCAACUAUAACACAGCUAGAUUUACAAGAAUAUGAUGUGAUAAGCGUCGAACCUGAACCGUCUUCAGUAAGUAUUGUAAAAGCGAGUUCUUCAGAUUCAUUAAUAACGUUAAAACUCUGUGAAAAAUCGUUUACAUUGAAACCAUUCCGUUAUUUGAAUAUAUUACGAACGAGCACACUCGGUCAAACAAAAGCGAAAGCAAUAAAACGAUUAAAUUCAACGGCAACCAAUGACGGCAUAUGUUUGUUUCUUUACGAACGGGGGUCCUGGAUAAAAUUUGACAUAGAGCUUGAUAGCUGCACCCUAGGUGAAUUACAUUUUGAAAAUAAUUCAUUUGUGAGUGUAGACAAAGAUAUUGAAUCCACUUUAUCAACACCAGUAUUAUGCGGAUUGGAAAACAUCGGUAACACUUGUUAUAUGAACAGUGCAUUGCAAUGUCUCAACAAUAUUUCCAAACUGGUCGAGUAUUUUGACAGUUUUAAGGACAACUUUGACGAGAACAGCGUAUCAAAAGUCUACAUAACUCUCAUUGAAUCAAUGUUGUUGCGACAAUAUUCAUAUGGUAUAUUGAGAGAAUUGAAGGAACGUGUCAGUCAUAAAUCACCAAUAUUUUCUGGCUACAGACAGAAUGAUGCGCAAGAGUUCAUGAACUCACUUUUACAUACUUUGCAUAAUGAAUUGAAAGAUGCUGAGAAUGAGUCAAUAAUAACAACACUAUUCCAUGUCAAAAUACAGUCUACUGUCACCUGCGACGGAUGUUCUGGUUCACAUCCAAAUGAGCAAAGCAGUUGUUUUCUACCCUUACCCUUACAUAAACAACAACAGCGUUUGUUUGAGAUUGAUUAUAGCAAAUUGGAUGGUCAAGUGGUAUCACUAUCAGUUGAAGCACCACUAAAUGGUACAUUAUUAACAUUAACUCGUUGCUUCAUUGCUGUAUAUAAGAACAAAAUAAUCGAAUCUUCGAAGAAUACAAAUGAUAUACCAGAAACAGAGCAUUUAGUGGUCGCAAAAAUGGUUGACAAUCGUAUCGUCCGCGAGUACGCGAUUACGCUACGCCUGAUCGAUAUAUUCGAAGAUCGACUGACAGUGUUCGAAUUACCUGCUGAGAUUGAUCUUUAUAUGGAUACAUUAACACUCUGUUUAUUCGUAGACGUUGAUAACAACCAUCAUUUUCGUCCGCCGGUUUACAUUAAAAGACCAAAAUACAACUGCUAUGGAAAAAUUAUUAAACAAAAGCUGAACAAAAUUUUAGAACAUCUAACAUCAGUUACGAAGGACUCAUCAAAGUAUCACAUUGUUUGGACCUCUAUCAAUAAUGCACACAAAUACUCUCUCGAAGAAGAUCUGAAUAAUCUUCUUUACUGCAUGGAUGCUGUUAUAAUCGAAGUUCCGAGUUCGGUUGUACGAAAAUAUGAACUUAAUUGUAGUAAAAACUGUUCUUAUGAAAAACGAGAAUUGUUGAAUAAUGAGAAACACGUCCAACAUCUCACAUUAAACUAUUUAUUAGAUGAUUUCUUUCAAGAAGCUAACUUGGAUGGUGAUUAUUAUUGUUCACUAUGCAAUCAAAUAACUACAGCAAAACAAAAGUCAGAUUUAUGUUUUCCGUUGCCACAAGUGUUUAUCAUUCAACUGAAACGCUUUACGUACAACGAUUCAAAUGAGAAAAUCGACACAUUCAUCGACUAUCCAUUGAACAAUUUAGAUCUUAGUCGAUAUACGACAGCGAGUCAAUCGUCGAAUGAUUGUCUCUAUGAUUUAAUGGCUGUUUCAAAUCAUCAAGGAAGCCUUGGUGGUGGUCAUUACACAGCCGUCGCGAGAAAAGUAAACAACAAAUGGUUUUCAUUCAAUGAUCAGUACUUUGAAGAAAUUCCAUCUAAUCUCAUUCGGCAGAAAGUAAUCACAAAAAAUGCUUAUGUACUUAUCUAUGUGAGAAAAUGA
Didymodactylos carnosus is the source of this 2274-nucleotide messenger RNA. NCBI's taxonomy places the organism in Eukaryota, Metazoa, Rotifera, Eurotatoria, Philodinida, Philodinidae. The record is from the annotation of a GenBank genome assembly.